Molecule: messenger RNA, 282 nt
Organism: Oikopleura dioica
Lineage: Eukaryota; Metazoa; Chordata; Appendicularia; Copelata; Oikopleuridae
Source: the annotation of a GenBank genome assembly
AUGAGAGGUUCUCUAAAAAUCACUGUAUCUUUACUUCUCUACGUUGACUUUGUUCAAGCGAAAAGAGGACGAGGAGGAGGAAGAGGUGGAAAUGGGACUUUUAUAUUUGUUGGAGAUUUUGAAGGAUGGGAAAGUGUUUUCUUUGUUUUGGCUACCUUGAUUGUUGCUUGUUUGUUCAAAUGUUGCUGGGAUUGCUACGUCUCUGGUCUCGCAGACAACAAGGAAGAAGACGGAAAAGAACCCGAAGAAUCGGCAGAAAAUAUUUUGCUGGAAGAUCAAUAA